UUAUGUUUAUCGGUAACUUUGUUGGUAUAUAAAGAAUGGGGAUUUGGGCUUCAGGAUCACGGCGACAGGGGAAGAAGAAUGGGGAGGCAAACAUCUAAGGAGGCCACAAUGGCCUCCCUUGUUUCAACUCUCUUAAUUCUGAUUUCUCUUGCUUUGCCUCUUGAGGCUCAAACUCACUACUAUUAUUCUUCUCCACCACCACCUUUAUAUCAUUACAAAUCUCCGCCGCUACCGCCGCCUGUUUACAAGUAUAAAUCUCCUCCACCACCUGUUCAUCUCUCUUCGCCACCUCCUGUUUACCAUUAUAAAUUUCCUCCACCACCAAUUCAUCACUCUACACCACCACCUGUUCAUCACUCCUCACCACCUCCUGUUUACCAUUAUAAAUCUCCUCCACCACCUGUUCAUCUCUCUACACCACCGCCAAUUCAUCAAUCUUCGCCACCGCCUGUUUAUCAUUACAAUUCUCCACCACCGCCUAUUCAUCACUCUUCGCCACCGCCAGUUUAUCAUUAUAAAUCUCCACCACCGCCUGUUCACCAGUCUUCACCGCCACCUACUUAUCAUUACAAAUCUCCACCACCGCCUGUUCAUCACUCUUCACCAUCACCUAUUUAUCAUUACAAAUCUCCACCACCUCCAGUUUAUUCCUCUCCACCACCACCGGUUUAUAAAUACAAAUCUCCUCCUCCCCCUGUUCAUUACUCUCCACCAUCGCCAGUUUAUCAUUACAAAUCACCACCACCGCCUGUUGAUCACUCUCCACCACCACCUAUUUAUCAUUAUAAAUCACCACCACCACCUGUGUACCAUUAUAAGUCUCCUCCUCCACCUAUUUACCAUCACAAACCUCCUCCACAACCAAUUUAUCAUUACAAAUCUCCACCACCACCUUUUCACCAUGCCCUACCCCCGCACAUUUACCAUUAUAAAUCUCCACCACCACCUAUUCACCAUACUCUACCGCCCCACAUUUACCAUUACAAAUCUCCACCGCCGCCCAUUUAUCAUUACAAAUCUCCUCCACCUCCUGUCCACCACACUUCACCGCCACAUAUUUACCACUACAAAUCUCCACCACCACCUGUGCAUCACACUCUACCACCACAUAUUUACCAUUAUAAGUCUCCACCACCACCUAUUCACCACUCUUCGCCGCCUCACAUUUAUUAUUACAAAUCUCCACCACCACCUGUGUAUCAUCACAAAUCUCCACCGCUGCCUGUCUACAAUUCACCUCCACCAUCUGUUUAUCUCUACAAGUCUCCACCACCUCCUUAUCACCAGUGAGAAGAGCUUUCAUGAGGAAUAAGAGAGUAAAAGCUUGAAGAUUUAAGCCUGUUAUGGCUGAUCGAUGUCUCUAUCUCUCUCCAAAGGAAGAAACACCAGUCCCUUUCCUGAUUGUAGCAAAUAAAAUGUGUGAAACCUCCUUCGCUUGUUAGUCUGAUGAGUACUGUUCUUUUGUUUAAUGAAAUAUUUAAGUUAUUAAUAUGUAUUUGUUCAAGCUAUGAAAUUAAUGGGGGUUUUCAGUGAAAAAGAACCUUGUUGAUCUCC
Dendrobium catenatum is the source of this 1554-nucleotide messenger RNA. RefSeq names its product extensin-3-like. The record is from RefSeq and is a predicted model, not a curated record. Gene Ontology annotation, biological process: plant-type cell wall organization. The transcript is spliced from 2 exons. The coding region runs from base 79 to 1290 and encodes 403 amino acids. Gene Ontology annotation, molecular function: structural constituent of cell wall. Lineage: Eukaryota; Viridiplantae; Streptophyta; Magnoliopsida; Asparagales; Orchidaceae.